GAGUACGUUUACAGUCUGUCGAUUUGCUUUCUCCUUCAAACAUCACCCCAUCUCCUCUCUUCGCCUGCUUCUUCAAGGGGCUUUAAUGGUGUAGACCACGACAGUUGGUGCUGGACAAAUACUUCUAACAAAAAAAGGAUCCAGCAGGACCGUAACCCGUCUUCAUCUAUCAAAUGGGCCUUGCAGGACCACGAAAGAAAUCCAAGAUUUCGCACGACCCUAAUAAUACGAAUUGGUCACGCUCAACGACUAGCUUUGGGCAUAAAAUUCUCAGUUCUCAGGGAUGGACACCGGGCAGUUUCCUAGGGGCACGAAAUGCUGCACAUGCUGAUCUAUUUACCACCGCAAGUGCAUCUCACAUCCGGGUCAUUGUCAAAGAUGACACACUGGGCCUUGGUGCGCGACCGAGGCGGGAUGCGCUAGACGAACCUACUGGCCUCGAUGCUUUCAGAGGGUUGCUGGGGCGCUUGAAUGGCAAAUCAGAUGCGGAACUGGGGGUCGAGGAGAAGAAGCGUGAAAACGCAAAGCUGGCCCGAUAUGUGGCGAGCAGAUGGCAGGCGGUCAAUUUCAUAAGUGGUGGAUUCCUGGUUCAAGAAAAGGCCGAUGCCCGUGGCUCUGAGGAGCCAGCACAAAGCCAGUCAGAUACUGAAAAGCGUGCGAACAACGACAGUGCCGUCAAUGCCCAGGACCCGCCCGAAGACGAUGCUUCUGAGAAGUCCAAAUUAUCUGCCAUCAAUCAGACUCAAAAUGAUGACAGUCGUGGAAAGCAACAUACAGAUCCCCAGGCCUCCCGUAAGAAGAAAUCCAAGAAAAGGAAAAACGACGAAAGACAAGAAGACAAUAAUGCCGAAUCUUCGAGGCUUAGAAUCACGGAGCGGGACAACGUUUCCAAUAGCGACUUGGCCGGACAUGCACAUACAUCGACAAUCAACCCUUUGCUAUCAAAGGAACGUCGCCCCAUGGGUAGGCAUGUUUUCAGAAGCCGGCAUAUCGCACAGAAAAAGAGAGCACUCCUAGAUGAGAAAUCUUUGAAUGAGAUCUUUAUGGUCAAGUCCUGAAUUCCGUGACACAAUCGCAACGAAAAUCUAGCUUAGAUAUCCUUUCCCUUCUUUUGCUUCGCUGUCUCGAACUUUUUUUUUUCUGCUCUGAAUACCCAAUGUAAUUGUAUCAAGACAAACUCGUUGGUGAUCGCGUAAUAUGUAUGCGUCCGAUGCAAUUUCCAGG
Messenger RNA from Aspergillus homomorphus CBS 101889, 1224 nucleotides. RefSeq names its product telomerase inhibitor/ribosome biogenesis protein PXR1 (gene pxr1). Gene Ontology annotation, molecular function: nucleic acid binding. NCBI's taxonomy places the organism in Eukaryota, Fungi, Ascomycota, Eurotiomycetes, Eurotiales, Aspergillaceae. The record is from RefSeq and is a predicted model, not a curated record. The transcript has 3 exons. The coding region runs from base 174 to 1058 and encodes 294 amino acids.